AUGCAGAGCUGUGCCAAGUGGUGGGGGAUGCUCCUCGGGCGGGGGGCGGCGGCCAGACGGAGCUGGGCACCGCGGGGCGGCGGCGGCGGCGGCGGCGGAGGCGGGGGCCCCCGCGCCCCCGCCGCGUCCUCCCGCCACAUCGAGCGGCUCCUGCCCCGCCACGACGACUUCUCCCGCAGGCACAUCGGCCCCGGAGACAAAGACAAGGGGGAGAUGCUGCGGACCGUGGGGUUGGCGAGCAUCGACGAACUGAUCGAGAAGACGGUCCCGGCCGGCAUCCGCCUGAGAAGACCGUUGAAGAUGGAGGACCCCAUCUGUGAAAAUGAAAUCCUUGAAACAUUGUAUGGCAUGGCAAGCAAAAACAAGAUCUGGAGAUCAUAUAUUGGCAUGGGCUAUUACAAUUGCUCAGUACCUCAGACCAUCAUGCGGAAUUUGUUGGAGAAUGCAGGAUGGGUUACCCAGUACACUCCUUACCAGCCAGAGGUCUCUCAAGGACGACUGGAGAGUUUACUCAAUUUUCAGACCAUGGUGUGUGAUAUCACAGGAAUGGAUGUGGCUAAUGCAUCCUUGUUAGAUGAGGGAACUGCUGCAGCCGAGGCUAUGCAGCUAUGCCACAGACACAGCAAGAGGAGGAAAUUUUAUGUGGACAUCCGGUGCCACCCGCAGACAAUAGCUGUCGUCCAGACGCGAGCCAAUUACAUUGGGGUCAUCACUGAGUUGAAGUUGCCUCAUGAAAUGGAUUUCAGUGGUAAGGAUGUCAGUGGAGUGCUGUUCCAGUACCCAGACACCGAAGGGAAGGUGGAAGACUUCAUGGAGCUUGUGGAUAGAGCCCAUCAGAAUGGGACUCUGACCUGCUGUGCUACUGACCUUUUAGCUCUUUGUGUCUUGAGGCCUCCUGGUGAAUUUGGGGUCGAUGUUGCCCUGGGCAGUUCCCAGCGGUUUGGAGUGCCUCUCUGUUAUGGAGGACCUCAUGCUGCCUUUUUUGCUGUCAGAGAAAACCUGGUGAGAAUGAUGCCUGGAAGAAUGGUGGGAGUUACAAGAGAUGCUACUGGAAAGGAAGUCUAUCGUCUUGCACUACAGACUCGAGAGCAGCAUAUCAGGAGGGAUAAGGCUACAAGCAACAUCUGUACAGCUCAGGCCCUUUUGGCUAACAUGGCUGCCAUGUUUGCAAUUUACCAUGGUUCCAGUGGAUUGAAGCAUAUUGCCAGGAGUGUACAUAAUGCCACUUUGAUUUUAUCUGAAGGUCUCAAGAGAGCUGGCCACAAACUACAGCAUGACUUAUUUUUUGAUACCUUGAAAAUUCAAUGUGGCUGUGCAGUAAAGGAAGUCUUGGAAAGAGCAGCUCAGCGACAAAUCAAUUUGCGACUUUAUGGAGAUGGCACACUUGGCGUUUCCCUAGAUGAAACUGUUACAGAGAAGGACCUGGAUGACUUGUUGUGGAUCUUUGGCUGUGAAUCUUCUGCUGAACUGGUUGCUGAGAGCAUGGGUGAUGAAAAGACAAGAGGAAUCCUAGACACCCCUUUCAAGAGGACUAGCACUUUCUUGACACAUCAGGUAUUCAGCAGCUACCGCUCGGAAACGAAUAUCGUCCGAUAUAUGAAAAAACUGGAAAACAAAGAUAUUUCCCUCGUUCACAGCAUGAUUCCCUUGGGUUCCUGCACAAUGAAACUCAACAGUUCAUCUGAACUUACACCUAUCACGUGGAAAGAGUUUGCCAACAUCCACCCCUUUGUGCCUCUAGACCAGGCUCGAGGCUACCAGCAGCUUUUCCAAGAACUUGAGAAGGAUUUAUGUGAACUCACGGGCUAUGACAAAAUUUCCUUCCAACCCAACAGUGGAGCACAGGGUGAAUAUGCUGGUUUGGCUGCUAUCAAGGCUUACUUAAAAGGAAAAGGAGAGGAUCACCGAACUGUCUGCCUUAUUCCCAAAUCCGCUCACGGUACCAACCCUGCAAGUGCCCAGAUGGCAGGAAUGAAGAUCCAGCCAGUAGAGGUGGAUAAAAAUGGGAACAUUGAUGUUUCCCACCUCAAAGCCAUGGUAGAUAAGCAUAAAGAGAACCUGGCCGCCAUCAUGAUCACCUACCCAUCCACCAAUGGGGUGUUUGAAGAGAACAUCAGUGAUGUGUGUGACCUCAUCCACCAGCACGGGGGCCAGGUGUACCUAGACGGAGCCAACAUGAAUGCUCAGGUGGGACUGUGUCGUCCUGGAGAUUUUGGAUCAGAUGUCUCCCACUUAAAUCUUCACAAAACAUUCUGCAUUCCCCAUGGAGGAGGAGGACCUGGAAUGGGACCCAUUGGAGUGAAGCAACACCUUGCUCCUUUUCUGCCUAAUCACCCAGUUAUUUCAAUGCAGCCAGAUAAAGAUGCACGUUCUUUGGGGACUAUCAGUGCUGCCCCUUGGGGCUCAAGUGCAAUUCUGCCAAUUUCCUGGGCCUAUAUUAAGAUGAUGGGAGGAAAGGGCCUGAAGCAUGCCACAGAGAUUGCCAUCUUAAAUGCCAACUACAUGGCCAAGCGAUUAGAGAAGCACUACAAAGUCCUUUUCAGGGGUGCAAGAGGCUAUGUGGCUCAUGAAUUUAUUCUGGACACCAGACCUUUCAAGAAAUCUGCAAACAUCGAAGCAGUGGAUGUUGCUAAAAGACUUCAAGAUUACGGCUUCCAUGCCCCAACCAUGUCUUGGCCAGUGGCUGGUACCCUCAUGAUUGAACCCACAGAAUCUGAAGACAAGGCAGAGCUGGACAGGUUUUGUGAUGCGAUGAUCAGCAUUCGACAAGAAAUUGCUGACAUAGAGGAAGGACGCAUGGAUUCAAGGGUUAAUCCACUGAAGAUGGCCCCACACUCCUUGACUUGCAUUACGUCCUCUAACUGGGAUCGUCCUUACUCCAGAGAGGUAGCAGCUUUCCCAUUACCCUUUGUGAAACCAGAGAGCAAAUUCUGGCCCACGAUUGCCAGGAUUGAUGAUAUCUACGGAGAUCAGCAUUUGGUGUGCACCUGCCCCCCGAUGGAGGUUUAUGAGUCUCCAUUUUGUGAACAAAAGAGAGCUUCAUCUUAGGUUUCUCUCCCUUGCUUUCAGGUGAAUGAAUCGAUGCCUCACUGCAAUGUUUUUCUAGCAAGAUGUAUUAUUUUCCCUUCCCCGGAAUCGAUUAGGGGAUUUGUAUACUGUGUAUAUUUUGGUAAUUUCCACACUGGUAAUUGAAACUGCCAAACUCAAUGUAAAUACAAUCAGUAUAAUAGGGGAAAGUUGCUUGUUUGAAAACUGACUUGUUUCAGUGCCUCAGUUUCCAUGACUCUUGAUGUUAAAGUUGCCUUGAUUGAGCACCGUUUAAUUUUUUUUCAUGCCAGGAACUUAAGUAACAUAGCAAUUUUCCAGGCUUCGUGGUGGUUGUAUGGAAAGACAAGUGUAUUUUUCUUUCCGAAGUUGAAUUGAUGACUCUUGCUAACUGAGGGAAAUCCCAUGGCAAACGUUUACAUUUUGUACAGAUGGACGAAGCUGUUUUAUUACUAAUUUGUCUACUCUAUUGCGAUCAGUAACGCUGGUAGUGUUUUAAAGGAAGUAAAUGAACCUUUCUUACCUGUACCCUGUAUUUCUAUCUGCCCGUGUUAGCAUUCCAAUAAAAUCAAGUUUUGAGAGUGC
Molecule: messenger RNA, 3630 nt
Organism: Ornithorhynchus anatinus (platypus)
Lineage: Eukaryota; Metazoa; Chordata; Mammalia; Monotremata; Ornithorhynchidae
Gene: GLDC
Product: glycine decarboxylase
Exons: 25
Coding region: 1-3048 (1015 amino acids)
Biological process (GO): glycine decarboxylation via glycine cleavage system
Cellular component (GO): glycine cleavage complex; mitochondrion
Molecular function (GO): lyase activity; glycine dehydrogenase (decarboxylating) activity; pyridoxal phosphate binding
Source: RefSeq, a predicted model, not a curated record